GAGCAUAUGCAUGAUCGAGUAAGGGCCUUGUUAAACUUGAAUAAUGUCUCCAUACCGUCAAGAGUGAUAAUGACACUUUUAUUACAAAAUGAAUUGCUGGGGAGGUGAAUACAACAGCCAUUGACUAUUGUUCUCACGGUAUCAGGAUGCAAAUGUGUUUUCCCACGGGUGUUUCUUUCUAGUUUUCGAGUUACGUUACAACCAGACUUUCUCAUGCGAAUGUACACCAAUAGUAGAUCUGUAAUAGAUUUCAGCAGCAUGAUUCCGUAGCUUACCAACAUAUUGGAGAAUGUGACAUUUUGAUAUUUUAAGGAAAGCGUGUAUUACACUUGUGACUUAGAGAAAACUUCAAAAGAUCCCUUUGCUUUUGGUAGAGGCAAUAUAUUGUCAGUAUAAGCGGCAAGCACUAUGAGCAUGAAUACUCCCUAUAUUUCACCGUAUUCGGAGAUUUAACCGACGAACCUGUGAUAUCACCAUGAAUGAACAACAGUUAUUCGCUCCUCAGGAUACAUAUGGCUAUAGUGUAGGACCAGAACACUUGGCCAACACUGAGGUGCUUCUAUCGUGUUCCCAGUCCGCUCCCAAUGGCCAUCCGAUCGGCUUUCCGACCUCCAACGGGGACAAUUCUUACCUGCUCAGUGACGCCCAGACAAUGUACAGUCCACAGCAACUCAGGGCCCCGGUACCCAGCCUGGGCGGGAUUAACCAUGCCCAGCGACAUCUAAAGGGCCACAUGGCUCAGAGCAGCUUCGAGAAUCCAGUUGACUUAUCCAGUAGUAAACUAGUUGGCUUGAACAGACAUAUAAAAGAGGAAACGGUGCAACAACAUCACCAUAGCUACGGUGGUAACCAUGCAACAGUCACUUCCUCCAUGACAAUAGGGAUACCCAGCCAAGCUUGUGAUGCAUCUCACAUGGUGGCAGGGUCCCUUACACCACCAGAAAAAAUCAAUGGAGAGUUAGUUCCCAUGGCAACUUCCAGCCCACUCAGCAUUAGUACCAUAGCACAGACUCUAGCAGCACCCCCCAGUCCCAUCUCAACUCCGUCCCCAAGGUUCUCGUCAAAUGGCUACGAGCAUCCUCCACAUCGAAGUCAAUACCAAGACCAGAGACUUACAAGGGAAGCUAUGAGAACUUACCUAAAAGACAGAGGCGACCAGAUACUUGUAAUUUUACAUGCAAAAGUUGCACAAAAGUCAUAUGGUAAUGAAAAAAGAUUUUUUUGUCCGCCUCCCUGUAUAUAUUUAUUUGGAAAUGGAUGGAAAAAGAAAAAAGAGGAACUGGAGAGGGAUGCGGCGUCAGAUCACGACUCAAUUGUGUGUGCCUUCAUGGGGAUCGGUAACUCAGACCAGGAGAUGGUGCAGCUUAACCUGGAGGGAAAGAAUUAUUGUGCUGCUAAGACAUUAUAUAUAUCCGACUCUGAUAAGAGAAAACACUUCAUGUUAACGGUGAAGAUGUUCUAUGGAUGUGACCAAGAAAUUGGUGUCUUCAAUAGUAAACGUAUAAAAGUCAUAUCAAAACCCUCCAAAAAGAAGCAGUCAUUGAAAAACGCUGAUUUAUGUAUAGCCUCAGGGACAAAAGUAGCACUGUUUAACCGACUUCGCUCUCAAACUGUCAGCACCCGGUACCUCCAUGUAGAAAAUAACAACUUCCACGCCAGCUCAACAGAAUGGGGUGCUUUCACCAUACACCUCCUGGACGAAAACGAAGGUGAAUCUGAAGAGUUCACAGUCCGGGAUGGUUACAUCCAUUACGGUUCUACCAUCAAACUAGUCUGCUCUGUCACAGGAAUAGCUCUACCUCGCCUUGUAAUACGAAAAGUCGACAAGCAGACAGCCAUAUUGGAUGCUGACGACCCUGUAUCCCAACUGCAUAAGUGUGCGUUCUACAUGAAAGACUCGGAGCGCAUGUAUCUCUGUCUCUCUCAGGAACGAAUUAUUCAGUUCCAGGCCACACCGUGUCCAAAAGAACUUAAUAAGGAGAUGAUAAAUGAUGGAGCUUCCUGGACGAUCAUCAGCACGGAUAAAGCUGAAUACACCUUCUAUGAGGGGAUGGGGCCGGUCAAGAGUCCAGUCACACCUGUACCUGUGGUCAGUACGUUACAUUUAAAUGGAGGAGGUGAUGUAGCAAUGCUGGAGCUGUCGGGUGAGAAUUUCACGCCUGCGUUAAAGGUCUGGUUUGGUGAUGUGGAGGCAGAGACUAUGUUCAGGUGUGAAGACACUAUGUUUUGUGUGGUACCCGAUAUAUCUGCCUUCAGAGCAGGAUGGCGGUGGGUACGACAACCCCUUCAGGUGCCUGUUUCUCUAGUGCGAUGUGAUGGUAUAAUAUUCUCUACAGGAUUAACAUUUACAUAUACACCCGAGCCAGGCCCCCGGCAGGGCUGUCGGGAAGUGGACCGCAUCAUCCACGGCCGAACAUCAAGUCCCGACUCGACCUCUCACUACAAUCUUAUGGACGAUGCCGUUAAUAGGACUACCCACUGACAACACCUUGGACUUGUGAUAUUAUAAAUACAGCAGCCUCAAACAUCAGCUACAGAUUUAUUCUGAGAUCAUAAACUGUAAUAUGUUCAGCAACUACAGGCUUCAGUGAUCAGUGACUAUGUAGUUGAAAGGUCAAAGACCACAUAGUGUUCUCCUGCUAUUGUCAGAAACAAAAACUAAAUUUGUGGUCAGUCGACACUUAACACAAAUGCCUACCUGUGUGCUCCAGACAAUGAUACACUGAGCUCUGAUUGGCUACAGUGACAGGCAUCACCAGGGAAACGAUUAUCUGUGUUCCAUAAAUAGAGGAAAUAGUGAAAAAGAACGGUAGUGGAGAGAGGAUUUGAAGGCUUAUUAAGGUUGCUUCUUGUUAGUUCUCUUGCUCGUUGUUACACAGUGCUAAAUUUUGCUUUGUAAGCAUUUUAAAAUGUUAGUUACCUCCCUUUGAUAGUUUCCAUGGAUACUGUGAAAUUCCUUGCAUGGUUUCUAUGGUAUUUUUUUAAAACCACCAAAUUAUGUUUUGUUAUAAAUCAAUUGACCAGGUGGAACAAAGACUUCACUCAUCCAUGAUCAUUAAUUAAAAUAUCAUACAGUCACUAAAACUAUUUUUAUGUCCUCUUUUCAUUUUAUGACAAAGUGAAAUAUCUUAAAAGUCCCUGUUUGUCUUAUGAAAACCUGAAUAUUAAUUAUCAUAAUAUUUUUCCAAAUUGAGUAUUGAAAUUGUGGAGCAGAUAUUUUUUAAAAAGAGGAAUUUUUCAAAAAGACAUGAGAAGUGUUUUCUUUAUACUUGUAUAUGCCCUGAUAUGGCAGCACACACAUCUACUGACGGCAGUUCUCUCUGUAGACCUUCUAUCAGCCUGUUUCUAUGCCUGAUUUAUAGUUCAUCUGAUGUUAUGAUAGUUUACUAUUCUACCUAUGUGCUGUAUUUGAUAAUAUGGCCAUACCAAGUUAUGCAAUUUCACGUCAUUUUACAUAAUUUAUAUAUUUAUAUUUACCACUCACUGGUAAAUUACAUAAUAUCGAACAGAGAAUCUAAUAUUUGAUAAUGAGAUAUGAAAGAUUUUUUAGACUAAAUCAACAUAUCUUCCUCUUCGAUAUACAGUGAACAUGAUUUUUUAUCUUCAGAAAACUAAUUAAAAAUUGACUCUUCAAACAACAUGUUAACACUUCUCACAUGUGACUUGUUAGACCCCUGGCUGUUAAUAGGACGUUAAACAAAAAUAAACUGUAAACAAAGACUUGUUAGAGAGAUUUAAGGCCUCUAAGUGUGGUACAAUGUACAUGUAUGUAACUUACAAGAUCUAUUGAUACGUAUUGCUGUUUGACUGCAAAUACUUCACCUCUAGUGAGGUUUUUAUACACUCUUUACUAUUCUGGAGAAGGUGAAGGGGGAAGGGUACUCAAUUCAAGCACUCUUCUUUUUCCCUGGGUAUUUUACCAUGCUGAGAGGAGGGGGCUUAUUUACUGUCAACACAAUAGUCUUGCGUCAGGCUUGCAUAAUUAGGAGACUAGUUAUAUAUACAUAUAAUGUACAGUCCAGUAUACAAAUCCUGUUUGCCAGUAUAGGUAAGGAUCUGUGUUCUGUACAGUACAUAAGGCUGUGAUAAUAGAUUCAAAGUCUCAUGAAUUUUUGUCAAACAUACAUAAUUUACAGUUCAGUAGUUAUAUUGGAAAGCAUGCAUAUAAAAAUCAGUGGGUUGUGCCAAUGUUAAUUACCAUACAUAGGAUCGUGCAUAAGAUUGGAUAUUGAUUAACUCGAAAGUGUAAUGUGCCUUCAAUGGUACUAAAUCUACGAACAGAAAGUUUAUUUGAUUUGUCAGUGUAUAGUGUGGUACUCUGAUGAUACUGUUAUGAUUUAAUGGGUCUAAGUAUUCUGAUGAUAUUGGCAUGAUUUAAUGGGUUUCGAGAUGUUUUUAAAUAUUUUAAGGAUAUUAUGAAAACAAACCAUCCAGAUUCUUUCUCUAUUGAACACCAGUCGUUGUAAAAGAAAAUAUAUUUGUGAUAAGUUGCCUACCUUUUGCUAGCCAUGACCACCUCUUAACUAGAAACCCUUUAGUCCAGUAACACCUGUACUGUAGCCUUGACGAUUCAGACAAUAUACAAGUGUACUCUAAAAAUCACAGCAUAGUGGCUUUAAAGCAAGUUAUAAUUCGAUUUCCUUCAAGCUUUUCCCCCCAAAAGUAUAAAGUGUAUGAAAUACACUCAAACUUCGUUAUCAUGAACUCUGAGUGUGACUCAAAGUAAAAAUUCAAUUUAAUGAGUAAAUUAUAUAUAAAGUGUUCUUGGUUACCUCGACUGUAAAAAUUAGAGGAACAUCUUUUAUAUCUACCGUAUUAUAGAUGACCUGGAUUUCAUCAUCUUCCCAGUACCAGAUUUACGCCAGAAAUUAAAAGAAAAACAAUUUCUUUUUAGUUUAAUCUAAUUAUACCUGUUAUUCUACUGCAGUAUACUAUAGGAUUUUGUACUGAUUUUAAAUCACAAGUGUUAUACUCACUAAAAUAUAGUGGUUACCUUCCAUACUCAGCCUACCGACCGCACAACAUUUACAAUCAUAGAGUUAUAAAAUUAAUUAACUUAUUAAUUAUAAAAAAUCUCUACAAGCAUAUUAAUUAUAAAAAUCUCACCUUGUAGUCACUAAGUAAAAAACCACCAAUGUAAAAUAAAUGGCCAUCAGAUGAGCAUUAUGUUGUUGAUGAAAGUCAAGUUCUUUAAAUAAGGGCAUUUAUUUUAGCUUGAACUGUAUUUUUUGCUAGGAACCAUUAUUAACGGCUUAUUUUGCUUUGUAAUGUUGCUGCAGGAGUUUCUUGUUUAGAGAAGAUACCCAUCUUUAAAACCCCUUGAUCAUAAAGCAGUUGUUUAGUUUUGUCCCUGUUUGAGAUGGCAAUUUUACAUGUAAAGGCGAAAAUUAUAUUUCCAAACAAAAAUAAAUUCUGAUGGAUACAUGUAGAUUUACUUACGUAUUUAUUUUAACUGUUGCUGCUUGUUCUAAUUAAUGUCUGAAAUAGGAAUGUGGAUGCUUAUAUUAAGUAAAAAGUAUAGUACCUCUGGUUUGUUACAUGCCUCUGUAAUUGGGCUACAUGCAUAAAAUUCAUAAGAGUCCUCAACAACUAUUUUAUAUAUAUUUAUUUAAAAAAAAAACUUUAACUUUUUUUUUUCUUUAAAUAUAAAAUAUCACAUACAGAAUAUUAGCAGAACAUUGCUGAACCAGUUGAGAACUUGUUAUAGAUGGUGUAUUUUAUCACUUCCCACCCACAUAAAACCCCCUUCUUCAUUUUUGCAGAAUCAUCGAUUUUAAUGUAGUAAGCUAAAUAUGGUUCAUAAACAAGCUCUCCCAAAACUUUAAUGCUAAAUUUAUACAUUAGGGGAAGGGUCUUAUUUGGGGACAAACGCAGUACUAAAAUCUUACAAUAUGGGAGGGGUCUUUGAGGAUAAAUACACUACUAAACUUUUACACUAGGGGAGGGGGUCUUAUGUAGGGACAAACACAGUAAUAAAAUUUUACACUAGGGGAGGGUUUUAUUUAGUGACAAAUGCAUUACUAAUUUUAUACACCAGGGGAGGGGGCUUAUUUGGGGACAAACACAGUACUUAAAUUUUACACUGGGGAGGGUCUUAUUUGGAUAUAAAUAUGAUAUAUUACCUAGUGAAAACUUGACAGUACAGGAUUUAUAACUGCUGUUAAUGUUAAGGUUGAGAAUGGUAGGAUAGGAGACCUAGCUGAAUUAACCACCAGAUACCUACUAUUGCUUUAGCACAUAUAAAUAGCACAACAUUUCAUCGACAUUUAUCAAAAUAUUAUUUAUUUAUUUUAAGUUAAACUAAUGAUGAAAACAUACUUUUGCACAUUGAAAUUAAAAACCUAUGUUAUCGAUUGUUACACUGAAGAUGAAAUGUUUUUGUAUCUGAUUUUCUGAUCAGAAUUUUUUUAUACAACUCUGGAAAAUUAGUGAUUUAUUUAGCUGAUUAUUGAAAUUGGCUGAAAUCCAAUAUUUUAAUGAGAUUAAUUCAGAUUUCAUCUCAAAAUUGACUUUUACAACUGCAAAAAGUUAUGAAUUGAAUUGAACAGUGAUCUGGGAUACGUUAUAAACAUAGUGAUGAUGAAUGGUGUCGAUAGGCAAUCAGAUUUAUAUUUUCACAGAAGAAAUCACGCUCCUUCAAUCAUUGUAUCAUUCCUCUGGCUGGGAAAUGGCAGUAUCCAUCGAGAACAUAUCAUUACAUUUAAGGAGAAAUUUACAUACAUUAAAAAAUAUUUUGCAUGACAGAGUGAAAUAGAAGGCAGCACAUUAUGGGUUGGUUUAGAUUUGGAUAAAUCAAGAUACUAUUGUGAAAAUUUGAUGGACCCCAAAUGCAGACUGGAAAAAGUCUUCACUAGGUUUUUUAGAUGAACUUUUUGAAAAGGCAGCAGGUGUUUAGGCAUUUUGAUAUCAUCAGCAUGUUUAUAUACCUAGGAUUGUUUCAAAAAUAUUUUCAUAUGUUUGUGUCAGAUCUGCUAACAAUUUGUAAAUCCAAAUAAUACAAUGUUCUCUUCAUCAGAAAAUAAGCUAAAGGGACAUAACUCUGUCAGCAGAGAAUGUGCACAAUAUUUAAUUAUAGAAUGCUGUAUAAGGAUGUUUUACCUAUUGCUGGACUUAUUAAUUUUCCAUUUUGCCAAAAUUGAUGUGCUUCUAUUAUAUAUGUAUAAUUUAUGUAUUACUUCUGCUUUUUAGAGUUAAUUUUGACAUGCAUAUCUUCCUAAUGCCCGAGUUUACAUAAUAAAAAUUGUGAGCUCUCUUCUGCUAUAGAUAUCAAUAUGUAUAUAGGUGUACAUUUGUACUAUAAUGCUGUAUUUCUUUAUAUAAUAUGUAAAUAUAAUACUAUUUUUUCUGUCCUAAAGUGCCAGUAUAAUUUUUUAAAAAUUAAAAACUUGAUGAAUUUAUAAACUAUGAAUUUGUCACAAUAUUGAGAUACGUGUAUUGUUAAUUGAACCAAAAUUUCAGGUAUUAUGUAAAUAUGUAUCAGUAUGUAAAUAAACACAAACAACUUCACCUUUAA
Messenger RNA from Pecten maximus, 7513 nucleotides. RefSeq names its product recombining binding protein suppressor of hairless-like. The record is from RefSeq and is a predicted model, not a curated record. Bases 476 to 2482 code for a protein of 668 amino acids. Gene Ontology annotation, biological process: regulation of transcription by RNA polymerase II. The transcript is spliced from 14 exons. Gene Ontology annotation, molecular function: DNA-binding transcription activator activity, RNA polymerase II-specific; RNA polymerase II cis-regulatory region sequence-specific DNA binding. Lineage: Eukaryota; Metazoa; Mollusca; Bivalvia; Pectinida; Pectinidae. Gene Ontology annotation, cellular component: nucleus.